Molecule: messenger RNA, 2347 nt
Organism: Lemur catta (Ring-tailed lemur)
Lineage: Eukaryota; Metazoa; Chordata; Mammalia; Primates; Lemuridae
Gene: PIWIL3
Product: piwi like RNA-mediated gene silencing 3
Exons: 20
Coding region: 1-2337 (778 amino acids)
Biological process (GO): regulatory ncRNA-mediated gene silencing
Cellular component (GO): P granule
Molecular function (GO): protein binding; piRNA binding
Source: RefSeq, a predicted model, not a curated record
AUGACCGGCAGGGCCAGGACUCGCGCCCGGGGCAGAGCCCGCAGCCGGGAGAUCCAGCAACAGGCGGCACCUGGAGCGGCCGCGGUCAGCAGACGCGGCGAGAGGAAGGCCCAGUGGUUGAGCCUGAGCCACCAAGAGGAGCGGAAGGAGGAUCCCGGCCUCCAGGUGAAAGGAAGGAGGGGGGAUAUGAGGAGAGAAGAACUUGAGCUGGCAGCUGAAUUGCGGACAGUAUCACUGCAGCAAAGGACUGUUUUUCAAGACCUGGUGGUGAAUACCAGGCAGAGGAUGGAACAUGUUCGAGUCUCAAAAACGGGCUCAGAGGGUCAGGUGGUAAGACUACUUGCAAACCAUUUUCGAGUGACAUCUCGUCCCCAGUGGAUUGCAUAUAAGUACAACGUUAACUACCAGCCAGACAUAGAAAGUGGAAAUCUCCGUGCAAGUUUACUUUCUCAAUAUGAAGAAAUUGGGAAAUGCUAUAUAUUUGAUGGAAACUCUUUAUUACUACCUUAUAAACUACGAAAGCCGAAAACAGUAUUUUCCAGAGAGACUGGAAAAUUAACUGUGACAGUUACAAUCGAGUUUUCCAGAGAACUCACACCCAAUGCACCAGAUUGCCUACGCUUCUACAAUAUUCUCUUUAGAAGAACUCUGAAGUCGAUGGAUUGGAAACAAGUUGGUCGCAACUAUUACAAUGACACGGAGGCGGUGAAGUUUGGCGAAACACAAGUCAAGUUGGAAAUAUGGCCUGGUUAUGCUACUUCUAUUCUUCAGUAUGAAAACAGCAUUACUCUCUGUGCUGAUGUGAACCACAAACUGAUCCGGAUACAAACUGCUUAUGACUUAAUGAACAGUAUAACUACAGAAAAUCAAGAAUAUAUCAGAGAGAAAGUAGCUGAUAAGUUAGUUGGAUCAAUUGUUAUGACAAGAUACAACAACAAAACCUACAGAGUGGAUGGUAUUGCCUGGGAGCGGACUCCCAAAGAUACAUUUGAAAAAUCGGAUGGCCAGAGAAUUACCUAUAUAGACUACUACUUGCAGCAACAUAAAGCAGUGAUCACAGACAAUGAUCAGCCACUUUUGAUCAGCCAAGGAAAAUGGAAAAAGGGCCAAAAGGACACAAAACGUGAACCUAUCCUGCUGGUUCCUCAGCUGUGCGUCCUGACAGGUCUAACAGAUGAGGUGCGUAAAAACUAUAUGGCGAUGAAAGCGUUGGCUGAUCAUACGAGAUUGAAUCCAGAAAAAAGGCAUCAUGAAUUAAAAAAAUUCAUCAAUACUAUACAAACAAAUAAGACCGUGCAAAAGGAGCUUCGAUACUGGGAUUUGAAUUUUGAUUCCAACUUUUUGUCCUUUUCUGGAAGAACUUUGACAACUGUCAAUGUUCAAAGGGAAAGAAGGACUAAGGAACCACCACAGAUGGUGGUUUGCUUACUGUCUGAUGACGAGAAAGACAGGUAUGAUAAAAUAAAAAAAUACCUAUGUACUGCAUGCCCGACUCCAAGCCAGUGUGUGGUGGCAAAAACCUUAAAGCGCCCCAAGAUAUUUCCAGUUGUUUGUGAAAAGCUUGCCCAGCAGAUGGUUUGCAAGAUGGGAGGAGCCCUCUGGAAGGUGGAUACAGGUAUAAAGAAAGCGAUGUUCGUUGGUAUCGACUGUUUCCAUGAUACUGUAAAUCGAAAGAAGUCAAUUGCAGGAUUUGUGGCAAGCACCACUGAUCAAUUAACAAAGUGGUACUCUCAAUGUGUCAUCCAGGAAGCAGGAGAGGAGAUUGUGAACGGGCUGACCGACUGCCUGAGAGCGGCUCUGGAGGUCUGGUGUCAAAACGAAUCAUGUGUGCCACGUUCUGUCAUUGUGUAUCGGGACGGAGUGGGGGAUGGUCAGCUGCAAGCACUGCUUGACCACGAGAUACCGCAGAUGCUGGCCUGCCUAAAAAACAUCCCCUCCCGUGAAAAUGUAGCUUUAACUUUCAUUGUGGUGAAGAAACGAAUAAACACCAGAUUUUUUGCUGUUUCUGGAAGAAGUCUUCAGAAUCCAAAUCCAGGAACGGUUAUUGACGUGGAGUUGACCAGGAAGGAAUGGUAUGAUUUUUUUAUUGUGAGUCAGUCUGUGAGAGAAGGAACUGUGACCCCCACUCACUACAAUGUCAUCUAUGACACAGUUUGCUUGCGUCCAAAUACAGUACAGCGUUUAACUUACCAACUAUGCCACAUGUAUUAUAAUUGGGCAGGUAUCAUUCGGGUUCCUGCUCCUUGCCACUACGCCCAUAAACUGGCCUAUCUUGUGGGCCAGAGCAUUCACGAACAACCAGAUAGUUCACUGUCGACCCUUCUCUAUUACCUUUGACCUACAGAAG